AGGAAAAACUUCAGCUUUCAGCAUGUCGUACAGCCAGGCUGAAAAUGUUGUUUUAAUUUGUACCAGAGUUCCUUCCAACAUUGAGAACAGCACGUAUGACUUGUACAUGACUCCCAAGGAUGGAGACUUUAGUUCUGAUCCCGAGACUGAGAGAGCUUCUGGUGUCACUGCUAUCUGGGUGGCGAGAAACCGUUUUGCUGUUCUAGAUCGAAGAUACUCGUUGGUGAUUACAAAUCUUAAAAACGAAGUUAUGAAAAACGUCCAGAUUUCCAACUGUGACGAAAUAUUCUACGCUGGAACUGGCAUGCUAUUGUUUCGUGACUCAGCCCAGGUCAUACUAUUCGACGUUCAGCAGAAACGCCAGCUCGCAGAGAUUAGAAUCUCCAAAUAUCGAUACGUAAUAUGGUCAAAUGACAUGUCACACGUCGCCUUACUAUUAAAUUAUAUUUUAAAUAUCUUCAAUCGUAAAUUGGAAUCUCUCUGCUUGAUUUCUGAGAACACGAGAGUCAAGUCCGGAGCCUGAGACGACUCGGGAGUUUUUAUUUACACGACGAGAAACUAUACUAUAUACGCGAUUAACUCUCGCGACCACAAAAUAAUCCGAACGCUGGACUUGCCGAUUUAUGCAACGUGAGUCAAGGGUAACCAAUUCUACUGUGACCGAAAAUGUAGACCUAAAAUCUUGUGAAUCGACCUUACUGAGUAUAAACUCAAGCUUGUUUUGAUUAAUAGAAAGUAUGAGGAAGUUUUGCAUAUGGUAAGAACUGCUAAUUUAGUUGGACAAUCCAUUAUAGCGUACUUAUAACAAAAAAGCUACCCAGAAAUGGCUCUUUACUUUGUAAAAUACGAAAAAACUCGUUUUGGACUUGCUUUGGAGUGCGGAAACAUCGAAGUCACUCUCGAAGCCGCUAGAACUUUAGAUCAAAAAUCUUGCUGGGGUGUUGAGAAUGGUGAAAGUGGAGAAAACGGUAAAGAAGGUGGUGCUGAAUGGAAAGUUGAGGACGUCGAUUUAUCUCCGAAAUUGGAGACCAACAUCGCUGUUGCUGAUGACGGAUACUUUGCAACUCUUACGAAGGGAGUUCCACCGUCUCAUCACUAGGUGAACAAUUCUCAGCUGGCCGUAGACAACAUCCUCGCCGGGUCCUCCGAAACUGCUUGCCGUCUUUUUCAUGACCAAGUUGGUGUUACUGAGUUUCAAGCUUAUCAAGCUCACUUCCUCAACACUUUCGCGAGAUCCAGAACUAGUCUGUCGAAUAUUCCUUCACUAAAUGGAUUCCCGCUGCGUAACUGGAAGAUCACUACGCCUAAAACUGAGCUCCUUGCUGUUGACCUUCAAUUGACGGAGUUGGUCUAACGCUUGCAAGUUUGCUACCAGCUGACAACCGACGGUAAAUUCAUAGAAUCUAUUGAAAAAUUGCAACCUAUCCUUCUGAGCAUUCCUUUGUUGGAUGUUGACACCAGACAGGACAUUGCUGAAGCUCAGCAACUGAUACAAAUUUACCAUGAGUACAUUCUUAAUCUGAAAAUGGAGAGAGAGCGUAAAAAUGCUCCUAAAUUAACACUCACCGAGCAAAAACGAGUUUGCGAGAUGACUGCGUACUUCACCCACUACAAUCUUCACGUCCAUCAAAUUUCGACCCUAAGAACAGCUGUUAAUUUAUUCUUCAAACUAAAGAAUUUUAAAACCACUGCUUCGCUCGCCAGACAGUUUCUCGAAUUAGGAUCAAGAGCUGAAGUUGCUCAAAAAGUCAGAAAAAUUCUUCAGGCUUGUGACAAAAAUCCAGUAGAUGAACACCAACUGCUGUAUGACGAAUACAAUCCGUUCUGACUAUGUGCUUCAACUUAGACGCCAAGGUAUCUACUCGCUUGAUGACGUUUACAUUAGCAAAGUCAAAUUUUUGAAGAAACCAAGAUUUGAACUCAGUAAAUUACUUUAGUUAUACGGCAAUGGUGAA
Messenger RNA from Cotesia glomerata, 1955 nucleotides. Its product is annotated as coatomer subunit alpha-like. Lineage: Eukaryota; Metazoa; Arthropoda; Insecta; Hymenoptera; Braconidae. Gene Ontology annotation, biological process: intracellular protein transport; vesicle-mediated transport. Gene Ontology annotation, cellular component: COPI vesicle coat. The record is from RefSeq and is a predicted model, not a curated record. Gene Ontology annotation, molecular function: protein binding; structural molecule activity.